AUGGCUAAAGUAAUACAGAUGAACAAGUUCAUUACCCGUCAGUUUAGUAGUAAUACUUCCUUGCAUUCACUAAAGUCCAAGAACUUUGAUAAAGCUUUAUCGUUGGAAGAAUUCAUGUUUCGGGCAAAAGUAAAAUCUACAUAUCGAAAGCUAAUCAGAAUAAUAUAUCGAACUCAUGAAAGAGAAGAACUCCUAAGAUAUGCCAAACAUGAAUUCACAAUGAGUAAUCAAGUGUCCGAUUUGUCACAAAGAAGAUACCUUUUAACUGAUGGGGUCAAUAAGAUUAAUCAAAUGUUAGCAAUGAUGGAUUUGCAAGGUAGUAAAAUUUCUAACGAUUAA
Messenger RNA from Debaryomyces tyrocola, 339 nucleotides. The record is from the annotation of a GenBank genome assembly. Lineage: Eukaryota; Fungi; Ascomycota; Pichiomycetes; Serinales; Debaryomycetaceae.